This is a messenger RNA of Syngnathoides biaculeatus (alligator pipefish), 2191 nucleotides long. It is a transcript of the gene dtnbp1b, whose product is annotated as dystrobrevin binding protein 1b. Gene Ontology annotation, cellular component: BLOC-1 complex; synaptic vesicle membrane; cytoplasm. The record is from RefSeq and is a predicted model, not a curated record. The transcript is spliced from 7 exons. Lineage: Eukaryota; Metazoa; Chordata; Actinopteri; Syngnathiformes; Syngnathidae. Gene Ontology annotation, biological process: platelet dense granule organization; negative regulation of protein kinase activity; regulation of synaptic vesicle exocytosis. Bases 860 to 1444 code for a protein of 194 amino acids.
UCAAUCAUGUUUGUCAUCGCGGUGUCAAUAAUAUAAUAUUAGAAUCGGCGAGUUUGCUGAUAAUAAACUCGUUUGUGAGCCCCCCCUCCCCCCGACCAAGAGGAGUGUUAAAUUUAGUUGUAAACGGGAGGUGGGGGUGAAAUUCCUGUUAGUUACUCUCUAGUUAGCAUUAGUAUACACAUUUCUGCAGUUUGAGACCAUAGCCUAGCUUUUAGCUUUGCGUGUGACAUGCUAAAGCUAAUCGAAGGUGAAGUCACGUAAAGGUGGAUAAAUUGCGUUUGAAGGAAUUGGUGUUCUAAAAACUGCCGUUUUGAUUUUCGAAUGGAUUCCACGCCGCCGUUUUGAAAUAUCGCUUAGAACCCAGUUGAGUUGACUCUUCACUGCUCCAGUACGGACAAGCGGCUAUAUGCAUUGGUCCCAGUUAGCAAUGCUAACCAUCUCGACAGCGAGGGUGUGCCCACCCGGUCCGAUGCCCACUUUGAUGAUGUCCGCCCCGGAGAGGAUGAGCUCCUCCACCAUCUCCCCCGUCACCACGUUGCCGGCCUGAGGAAACAUCCAAACAUGGGGCGGCGACGACGAUCUGGAGCGGAAGAAAACGACGGCGGUGCCUCGGGUUGACGCGAGAUGUGACUCGUGAGGAUGCGCAACCGCCGUGGCCUUAAGCGGAAGCGCGAAGUCGGCGCAGCCGUCUCCUCUCCCGGACGUCAAGACGAGCAAAGGAGAAUGCGGCGGGCUAACGAGGGAGCGAGUGCGAGGAGGCGCGGCGGGCUGGUGUAGCGUCGUCGUCUUUUUUUUUUUUUAACGAAGGCGCGAAGAGCCGUUUCGCCUCGGAAGGGCGAGAAGUACGUACGCGUCGAGGAUGUCCACCUCGCCCGGCGAAGCCGAGGGGAGCCAGAGAAACUCUUCGGAGGCGGAGAGCGCCGAUCUCGCCGCGAAGGCGCCGGCGGGCGCCGAAUCCACCGGCGGGCAGCCGAAGCUGAAGGACAGACACAAGUUUCUGGAGGAAGCCUUCCAGCAGGACGUGGAGCAGUACCUGUCCACGGGGUACCUCCAGAUCGCCGAGAGACGAGGGCCAAUAGGCAGCAUGUCGUCCAUGGAGGUCAACGUGGACAUGCUGGAGCAGAUGGACCUGAUGGACAUGUCGGACCACGAGGCGCUCGACGUCUUCCUGCACUCGGGCGGCGAGGACAACAGCGCCACCUCGCCCGUCACAGGCCCCGACGCGCUGACGGCAGAAAUCAGCCUGCAGGUCCCCACGCAGGCCGAACUGCGCGACAAACUCUCGUCACUGUCGUCGACGUGCGCCCGCCGCGACCAGGAAGACGACGACGAAGAGGGUGAGGGGGAAGAGGAGGGAGGGUCGAGCGUGACGAAGAGGGGGAGGAGGAGGAAGAGGGCCCCCCCGCCGGCGCCCGAUUGUGGCGGCGGGACGCCCAAAGUUUGAAAGGGGGGGGGGGGGCGCGUCCGUCCGUCCCCAGUUUACGACGUCUGCCUUAAACAGCAACUUACAGUUGGGAGGAAAAAAAGAAAAAAAACUUUUGACGCUAACUCUGACCACAACGUCAACUCAGGUGCACGUGUUGUGGUUUGGUUCUGAACGACGACGACAAAAAAAGUAAAAAGAAGCACAAGCGACGACGACCACGAAACGAAACCUACUGCCAAAAUGUUGCGCUUUUUUUUUUUCUCCCCUGAACCACGGAAACUCUUCGCGACGCCCACAGACGCCGGAAUGGGCCGAACCGUUGCCGUACCUUCCCUAUUUCCUCCAAGUGGAACAAAUAACGUGCAAGCCGCACGGCUCGCAAAUGACCCAAACUUGGAACUUUUAGUCGGUGUCCGUCCCGACUGCGGACUUGUCGACCGUUUGGGUGUGUCGUGUAUUUAUGUGGUGUGUACUUUAUGUUGUUAUUGCGCUAAGAUGAGUGGAGAUGAAAUUAAAAGGACAUCUGAGGACAAUUGUGGUGCAUUUGAGGACGCUCCAUUUUUCUGCCCACUGAACACCGUACGAUGCUAAUUUGUGAUUUUCGGGGAUUGUGAUGCUCUUCGUGACGUAAGGCCUCUUGGGGGAGUGGAGGCCCCGGUGGGAUACGAACCCACAACCUCUGGCUUACCAAACCGGCGCUCUUAACCACUGAGCUACCUUGUGUAUACUAACAUACAUUGGUCACCAGUCUCUCUCUCUACGCAC